This is a messenger RNA of Pogona vitticeps (central bearded dragon), 1427 nucleotides long. Lineage: Eukaryota; Metazoa; Chordata; Lepidosauria; Squamata; Agamidae. The record is from RefSeq and is a predicted model, not a curated record.
AUGGCGGUACUCCAGCAGGAGGAGGGAGUGCCCCGUCUCUCUGCUGAGAAGGAACAGCUGAAGCAGCAGGACCAGAAGAAGGACGAGCAGGUGUCCCGUCUGCAGCAAGAGGUGCAAGAGCUGAAGGCACAAGUGUCCCUACUUCUCUCCGCUGAGAAUCAAUGGCUGAAGCAACAGAGCCAAGAGAAGAACGAGGAGGAGACGUCCCGUCUGCUUCAAGAGCUGGAGGGUCAAGGGUCUCCUCUGCAGCAGGAGGUGCAGGAUCUGAAGGCACAAGUGUCCUGUCUCUCUGAUCAGAACAAAGGCCUGAAGGAGCAAGUGUCCCGUCUCUCCGCUGAGAACCAACAGCUGAAGCAACAGUUCCAAGAAAGGGACAAGCAGGUGUCCCGUCUGCUUCAAGCGGUGCAAGAGCUGGAGGGGGAAGUGUCUCACCUGCAGCAGCAAAACCAGAGGAAGGAUGAGCAGAUGUCUCACCUGCAGCAGGAGGUGCAGGAGCACAAGAAGGGUCCCGAAGCCUCUGGAGCCCAGCAAACCACCAGAUGGCUUUCAUGGGUCCGAAGCCAGAUUCUUCCUGCCAAAGACAUCAUCAUCGAGGUCCGGAUGGCUGGGAAGACAGGUGGCUGUGAGAUGAAGCUUCUAGAGGAUGUCUCCGAGCGCCUGGCCCAAGAGGGAGUCUCUCUAAAAGUGAGGAGGUUCACAGAGAGGUUGUCGGAGCACCUCCUUCUCGUUUUCUGCCCCAUCGCUUCUCGGAUGGUUACUGACAUUGAAAACGCCCUCGAGGGACUCAGUGGCGAGCAGAAGGUCCUCCUGGUGGUGAUGCACUUUAUCCCAAAGGACAACCCAGGGCCCUUUGUGGACGCUCAGCACCGGGUGCCCCAUCCAGCCGUGCACACCCGCUUCACCCUAAAGGACGGCUUUUACCCUUGCCAGAUGAACGAGACGGCCGUGGCUGAUGUGGCAGCUGCCCUCAAGGCCCUGGCUGAAGAUCAGUGAGGGGGGGGGGCCCGGCUGUUCCCCAUGUCCAUUUCAUGCCAUGUUAUGUUGUGAGAAAGGGCUGGGGGAGGGGGGUGUCAACACAUGGAGCUUGCUGCAGGUUGUGUUAGGACCAUCUGGUGAUCACACCUUGGGAGCUGGGAGGGUGUGGGAUGUGUGCACCUCCUAAGCCAUGCAAUGCCUUCAGCUGGGGAGACCAUCGGUUGUGGUCGGGGAGAUGUAACCCCUCCCUGGCCCUCUGAGCAUGGGCAGACCUGCCUGCAACCUCAGGCUGACUGGGCAGAGAUGCCCAUUUGUGCUUCUGUGUGUGUCAUGGGAGAGGAGUAAGUUUGUAGGGGGGGGGUUUCCUCUUGUGCUUUUACAGUCCCAGUGGGUGAUUUAAAACAGGAGGAGAGGGGAUAUAUUAUAAAUUAGAUUAGGCAUCCUUCAGUCUC